This is a messenger RNA of Trematosphaeria pertusa, 630 nucleotides long. RefSeq lists its product as uncharacterized. The coding region runs from base 124 to 582 and encodes 152 amino acids. Lineage: Eukaryota; Fungi; Ascomycota; Dothideomycetes; Pleosporales; Trematosphaeriaceae. The record is from RefSeq and is a predicted model, not a curated record. The transcript has a single exon.
GACGACGGCCGUGGUAAGUGAAUGAUCCACCAGUCAUAUGGAUGGCAGCGCUGACGUAUCCAGUAUCGAGCGCGAGAUCUGCUUCUUGACGACGAGAAUACGCGUAGUCGCAUUGACAAGAGGAUGCCGGCGGCACGACAAGACGAGGAGGGAGGAGAGGGUGACCAACAUCAACCUGCCAAAAGGAAGGUUAGACGCCGCGCUCCGAAAGACACGUGCACUCCUGUGACAGAUUUCUCCUUUCGAAAUUGGACACCACCGGUUUUGAGAGGAUGGAAUAAGAAGCUGACCACCUACUUCGUGGGGGAUCUAGCGGCAGGAGUUCCGCGGGCGAACUUCCCCCAGGGUGCCGACAAGGGUCCGCUAACAUGCGCAAUCGAAUACGUCCUGGACCAUCCAGCAUGGAAUUGGUUAGAGCUCAGCGACAUCGAGUGGUUCAUCCCUCUGAAAGGCUUCCACCGCCAUGCUCUUCGCUUGGUGCCCAAUGGCCCAAACCCCGACGCACAGGCCCAUACCCGUCAUGAGAACGCGCUCAAAGGUUAUCGCGAGCGUAUUCUACGAGCUCGCUCCGGGGCUCAGUAACCAAUCUGCGCAGCUCUGCCGGGAACUCGACAAUGGUGCAAAGUUCGU